AUGGUGAAGACAUAUAUUGGUCAAUGGUUAUAUACAUUUCCUUGGUCUCAGGUUGUGAGCGGUUUUUGGCAAAAAUUUCCAAAUCCGUAUACGGGUCAUAUUUUAUCUGAAGAUACAUAUUAUCGAACAGUAACUGACGAUCAAAAAUUAAUAUCCAAACGUGUAUUAGCUAAAACAAAUAAAUUACCACGAUGGGGUGAACGCAUAUUUUAUCGCGGUUCAGCUUCAACAAUCGGAUUUAUUAUUGAAGAAUCUGUAUGUGAUUUAAAAGAGAAAAUAUUUACAACAAAUACAGUGAAUAUCAAUAUGAAAUCAUUAAUGACUGUAGAAGAAACUUGUACAUAUCGACCUGAUAAAGAGGAUGAAACAAGAACAAUAUGUGAAAAAAAAGUUGUUGCCAAAGGAGAAUUAUUCGGUUUUAAGACGACAUUAGAAACAUUUGCUAUGCAACGUUAUAAAAAAAAUCAUGAAUUAGCCAGUCUUGGAUUAGAAUUUAUACUUCAUAAAUUAUAUUUACCACAACUACCACCGCCACCUGUUGUGGGCAUUAAAACGCCAGAUACUCGAACAUUCUCGAGAAAACUUAGUGAUAAAGCAAAGCACCUAUUAAAGUCAUCCAGCAAUGAUACACUUGAAUGUUAA
Messenger RNA from Rotaria socialis, 642 nucleotides. NCBI's taxonomy places the organism in Eukaryota, Metazoa, Rotifera, Eurotatoria, Philodinida, Philodinidae. The record is from the annotation of a GenBank genome assembly.